AACCCUCGCCUAUAAAUAGUCGCUGCCUAAGCUACUAUAAACCCUCUGUUGCUCGCUCUGUCUCGCAGUGUUUCUCUCUCCGAUCUCUUCUCCGUUUGUUUGGACGAUCCGAGAGCUUGCUAAUCAUGUUGGUCUAUCAGGACUUACUUACCGGUGAUGAGCUUCUCUCGGACUCGUUUCCAUACAGGGAAAUCCAUAAUGGAGUGUUGUGGGAGGUCGAUGGGAAGUGGGUUGUGCAAGGAGCAGUUGAUGUUGACAUUGGUGCAAAUCCUUCCGCAGAAGGUGGUGAUGAAGACGAGGGUGUCAAUGAUCAAGCUGUCAAGGUAGUUGACAUUGUCGACACAUUCAGGCUCCAGGAGCAACCUCCUUUUGAUAAGAAGCAGUUUGUUGCAUUCAUCAAAAAGUACAUCAAAUUGUUGACACCCAAGCUGGAGGGAGAGAAGCAAGAAGAAUUCAAGAAGAACAUUGAGGGGGCAACUAAGUUCUUGCUCUCGAAACUCAGUGAUCUCCAAUUUUUUGUUGGGGAGGGCAUGCAUGAUGACAGUACUCUGGUGUUUGCAUACUACAAGGAUGGUGCGACUGAUCCAACAUUCUUGUACUUUGGCCAUGGGUUGAAGGAAGUCAAGUGUUAAAAAGUGAAAUGGUAAUCACUGGGUUUAAGGGGGGAGACGUGCUUUAGUUUUAGUUAUUAUUAUAAUUUCUCUUUGAUAUUUGUAUCAUGGAACUUAAAAUUUCAUCUUUUACUGUUUGCUACUCUCUGAACUCUGGAUUGUCUCUGCAUUCAUGGGCUCUGUGCUUGAAACUUUGAUUUUUUUUUUUUAUAUUUAUUUUAAGAAUUAUGUACUAUUAUUAUAUAAA
Camellia sinensis is the source of this 858-nucleotide messenger RNA. RefSeq names its product translationally-controlled tumor protein homolog. The record is from RefSeq and is a predicted model, not a curated record. Gene Ontology annotation, cellular component: cytoplasm. NCBI's taxonomy places the organism in Eukaryota, Viridiplantae, Streptophyta, Magnoliopsida, Ericales, Theaceae. Gene Ontology annotation, molecular function: calcium ion binding.